Molecule: messenger RNA, 900 nt
Organism: Nematocida minor
Lineage: Eukaryota; Fungi; Microsporidia
Exons: 1
Coding region: 1-900 (299 amino acids)
Biological process (GO): small GTPase-mediated signal transduction
Molecular function (GO): guanyl-nucleotide exchange factor activity
Source: RefSeq, a predicted model, not a curated record
AUGCACUCGGAGUACGAAAAAAAGAUAGAAAAGCUAAAGUCAGAGAAAAAAAAGGCAGAUACCAGUAAAAGCUCAAAAGAUACGGAUAAAAAAGACGCAGAGAAAAAAGAGAUGGACCAAAAGGAGCUGGAAUCGCACAUAUCUGAAGCAGAGGCCAUUGACCUGUGCACGCUCGAAGCGAAGAAGAUCGCAAAAGAGCUUACAGCCACCGAAGUGAAAAUCCUAAUGGACAUAACCCCCAUUGAAAUUCUCAAGUUCAGCUAUGACAGCGAGGAAGAGGCAUCGCCCACGCUUGUUGGAUACAUAAAGUUUACAAAGGGCCUCUCCUCCUACGUUACAACAAGCGUUUUAGACUGUCUGGAGGAAAAAACAGAAAAAGUGCAGGCCCACCGCCAAUUUCAUGCGCAGAGCGAAAAAACAGCUGCACAGAAGCACUGGGUGGACGUGAUGAAAGCCCUUGUGGAGCAGAACAACAGAAACAGCGCAGACGCCGUGUUCAAAGGGCUUAUGAAAACAGAUCCACCGCGCAUUCUAAAAGAGGAAAUAUCCGAUCUCCUAAAAAAAUCAGCAGAUGCAGUCUCGCAGGAAACAGAAAAAGACAUGCAGACAUCCAACAUACUCUACAUACGCGAUGUUAAGUCGGUUGAAAAGCACCUGAUCGAUGCGAGCUGCAACAAAAACGACAGAGAGUCUCCAGCAAAGUUUCGGAGAAUCAUUGAGUACUUGAACUACAUACGAGCCCACGCCGAGGUGGAAAUAGAUGAAAAAAUAAACCACGCGCUUGUGCACACCUUCCGAAACGCAAAAGACGUGCGAACAGGAAGCGCAAAAGAAAGCGAGGUGUUCUACACGGGGUGCUUUCUUUUUUUGGAAAACUCCAGCUUCAUUUCAUUAGAAUGA